AUGUCCAAAGUUUCGGUGGGCGACGUCUAUGAAAAAGUCAUAAGUGAUGUCUGCGAGGCGUCACGACAAGACUUUGAGGAGGGCGGUGUUGAGCUGGCGACUCUUGAAUUACUGAGAUCGGAAUGGCAGAAGAAGCUUUCUGGUCUCAAGGUUGCGCACCUUCCAUGGGAUCCGCCUCCAGCUCCUCUUGUCAAAGAACAAAGCACGGUCCCCAGUAACGUCAAACCCGCGCCUCAAACGCUCCCCAGCAAUGGAAACGCUGUUAGCACUCCUCCAUCUCAACAGGCCGCCCCGUCAACGCCCAUCGUCAAGACUGAACCCAGUGCUCCCUCGUAUCCCGCUCAGCAAGCUUCUCUUCCCCCUCAACCUUACCAGGCACCUUCCUUCCAGCAAGGUCAACCUUUGACAGCUCGCGAUCGGGCGGCAAUGAAUCUCCACCAGAGUUUUGGCCAACGUGCAGGCCCUCAAAUCGCACAACUUCAAUCCGGCAAUGCACCUCGUGUUCCCAUGCAACCAUCCGCGACACCUUCAAGCAAUUAUGUCAAGCAGGAGGACACUAAUGCUGCCUUCGCGAAUGUUCAGGACUACAAUGCUGACCUCAAACCUCCGCCCCAAGCCAUCAAUGCGAGCCAGACGGAUGGAUCAUGCGAUGCUCGUGAUGACUGGGACGCUGAGUACACUCAGCGGAAAGCAUUCGCCGCUGCUUAUGGUGCUGAAGGUGACCGUCUGAUGCGUGCUCACUUCCAGGCAACGCAACAACAACUUGAAGGUGGCGGUCUUCUCACAACCCUCGAUGAACGCGUAAUCCCAGGCAGAGCUAUUGCUCGAAAUCUCGAUGCGUUGGUCCCGUCGGAGGCUGCCACCCAUGUCAACAGCAUCAGCCGCGCACAAGGCGAUGCAACCGGCGAUGAUGACGCGGAUGACGAUGAGGAUGCCAUCAACUCCGAUCUGGACGAUCCUGACGAUGUAGCCGCAAACGAGGAGAAUGGCGAAAAUACAGAUCAAGUCAUGCUCUGUACCUACGAUAAGGUUCAGCGAGUAAAGAAUAAGUGGAAGUGCACUCUGAAGGACGGUAUCUUGAGGGUUGAGGGAAAUGAGUAA
Molecule: messenger RNA, 1101 nt
Organism: Fonsecaea erecta
Lineage: Eukaryota; Fungi; Ascomycota; Eurotiomycetes; Chaetothyriales; Herpotrichiellaceae
Exons: 3
Coding region: 1-1101 (366 amino acids)
Biological process (GO): transcription initiation at RNA polymerase II promoter; transcription by RNA polymerase II
Cellular component (GO): transcription factor TFIIA complex
Source: RefSeq, a predicted model, not a curated record